AGGCUCGUUCAUGAAAGUAAGCAGAACAAGGCGAAUGCUCGUGGCGCAACUACCUCUCCCAUGUCCACUGGCCCUGCAACACUCCCCCCUGCGCCAUCUGCUGUCAACGGUGAAGUUGCCAUUGCGCAACCCAGUCCCACCGUCUCGAGCUUGGAAGAACUUGCUGUCACGUUUAUUUCCGAGACAAUAGAAAGCAUCAAACCGACGCCGCUCAAACCCGCGGUGCCCUUGAAUACACGACAGGAGAUGUUUCAGAAGCAGCAGAAGCUUGAACAGUACAUUACACGAAGCAAGGAGCUUAUUGCGGAGCUCAGCCAGGCGCAGAGCAAAGAAGAGAAAGAAAACAUCAUGUGCGCUGUUCGUGAGUGGAGCAGAUUGAUGGAGAUGGAUUCGGUGGGUGUGCCGAGUAAGACACCGGCUGUGACGACUAGAUUUUCUUGGCCUUCGUGCGAGGAAACGGUGCUAGUCAUCAGUGAUGAUGAGGACGAGGAGUGAGGAGAUUGUGCGGGAUUGGUAAGUAUGUUAGUUUUUUCAUUUGUUCAGGCGUUAUCACAGGGGACUUGGAUACAUUGUAUAUUUAAUAACAUCAAGCGAUCUUGAAAUUGUAUUUAAAAUAUCAAAUUGAGGCAAGCUGGGUGUUAUCUGGUCGAGUACCUGGUCUCGAACGAGCUGUGAAUCAGGGUUGAG
Messenger RNA from Suillus fuscotomentosus, 687 nucleotides. RefSeq lists its product as uncharacterized. The transcript is spliced from 3 exons. Lineage: Eukaryota; Fungi; Basidiomycota; Agaricomycetes; Boletales; Suillaceae. The record is from RefSeq and is a predicted model, not a curated record. Bases 61 to 495 code for a protein of 144 amino acids.